AUGUCAGGGUAUGCUAAGUUUAUGAAGGAACUUGAGACAAAGAAGUGGAUUGUGAGCAAUGAACCAAUGGAUAAUUUGCAUCAUUAUAGUGUUAUUUCUAUAAGAUCAUUAGUGCGGAAGAAGAAAGAUCUAAGAGCAUUCACUGUUCCAUGUACCAUUGGACCAUUUAAAUUUGAAAAGGCCUUGUUUGAUCUUGGGGCAAGUAUAAUACUUAUGCCAUUGGCGGUUUUCAAGAAACUGGGCUUGGGUUAUCCUGCACCCAUCAAUAUACAGCUUCUAAUGGCAGAUAGAUCGAUAAAAAUAUCAAUUGGGAUUCUUUAUGAUGUUCUUGUUAAGGUGGAAAACUUUUUUUCCCAGCCGACUUUUGAGGGAAUCGAAGAGUAUGAUGAAAUUGUGUGUGCUUUGACGGGGAUGGGAUCAUAUUCUUAUGCUCCCAAGAAGCUAGACUUGGAACUUAAGAAUCAUCCAACACCACUGGCCAAACCUUUUAUCGAGGAACCACUGGAGAAGUUGAUUGUUGUCCCUAUUAUUGUUGGUUCAGAUUGGUCUAAACCAUUAGAAAUAAUGUGCGAUGUGAGUGGAGUAGAACUUGCGGCAGUUUUUGGUCAGAAGAAGUAG
Capsicum annuum is the source of this 618-nucleotide messenger RNA. RefSeq lists its product as uncharacterized. NCBI's taxonomy places the organism in Eukaryota, Viridiplantae, Streptophyta, Magnoliopsida, Solanales, Solanaceae. The record is from RefSeq and is a predicted model, not a curated record. The transcript has 3 exons. Bases 1 to 618 code for a protein of 205 amino acids.